Molecule: messenger RNA, 2868 nt
Organism: Sesamum indicum (sesame)
Lineage: Eukaryota; Viridiplantae; Streptophyta; Magnoliopsida; Lamiales; Pedaliaceae
Gene: GUN1
Product: s uncoupled 1
Biological process (GO): chloroplast-nucleus signaling pathway; mitochondria-nucleus signaling pathway
Cellular component (GO): chloroplast
Molecular function (GO): protein binding
Source: RefSeq, a predicted model, not a curated record
GACUCAUCUUCAUCACUCUUUACUCUUUCCAAAAACAAAGGUUAAAAUAAAACCAAAGAAGAGUCCUUUUGGUCACUGCUCUCUUUGUAUGAUCUUUUGCUCAAUUUCUCUCUCUGGAAUCUUUCAUCUCUCUCAGUAGACUUAGACUGACAGACAAAAAAGGGUUAAAUAUUCCCCACCUUUUUAUCUUCUCUCUUAUGCAAUGGCCUCCUCUACUCCGCCCCCGCACUGUACUCUGACCACCACCAAACCCUCCCAUAACCACCACUUCCACCACCUCCAAAAUCAUCAGCGCCACCAGCGUAGUUCCUCUCACCAGCACCACAACUGGACCCCUCAAAAGUUUUCUUUGAUCAACCAUGCUUCUCAUGCCGCUUCCCCUAGGCCUCCUCCCCCCUCCGCCACUGCCGCUGCCGCAGUUGGAAGCCCUAACUUCCCUUGUCUCUCCGCCGCUGAUUUCACAGGUCGCCGCUCCACAAGAUUUGUCUCAAAAAUGCACUUUGGCCGCCCUAGGUCCACUGCCUCCAGCCGCCACUCCGCUGCUGCCGAGGAGGCGCUCUACCAAGCUAUUAAUUGUAAUGGCGAGCUAAAAAGCAUGGAUGAUAUUUUACUUAGUUUUGAGUCGAAGCUUAUUGCGUCUGACGAUUAUACCUUUUUGCUACGAGAGCUGGGGAAUAGAGGGGAUUGGUUGAAGGCGAUGCAAUGUUUUGAGUUUGCAAUCAAUCGCGAAAGGAGAAGGACUGAGCUGGGGAAAUUGGCUAGCUCGAUGAUUAGUACUCUUGGUAGAUUAGGCAAAGUUGAUUUAGCCAAGAAAGUUUUUGAGAAUGCAGUGCAUGAAGGGUAUGGAAAUACUGUUUACGCUUAUUCUGCUUUGAUUAGUGCUUAUGCAAAGAGUGGAUACUGUGAUGAGGCUAUUAGGGUGUUCGAGAGUAUGAAAGACUCCGGCUUGAAGCCAAAUUUAGUGACUUAUAAUGCUUUGAUUGAUGCAUGUGGAAAAGGGGGUGCAGAUUAUAAGAGGGCUUUGGAGAUUUUUGAUGAGAUGUUGCAGAAUGGGGUGCAACCAGAUAGGAUUACCUACAAUUCACUUCUUGCAGUCUGUAGUGGUGCGGGGUUGUGGGAGAGCGCGAGGAGUUUGUUUGAUGAGAUGGUUUAUAAGGGGAUAGAUCAAGAUAUAUAUACAUAUAAUACCCUUUUGGAUGCUGCAUGUAGUGGUGGGCACAUGGAUGUGGCUUUUGAUAUAAUGGCUGAGAUGCCUGCAAAGAAUAUCCUGCCGAAUGAGGUAACAUAUAGCACUAUGAUUCGUGGGUGUGCCAAGUCAGGGAGACUGGACAGGGCUCUGAAUUUGUUCAAUGAGAUGAAGUUUGCGGGUAUUAAAUUGGACAGAGUGUCUUAUAAUACGUUGCUUGCUAUUUAUGCUAGUCUUGGCAGGUUUGAUGAGGCUUUUGCUGUUGGUAAGGAGAUGGAGAGCAUUGGGAUUAAGAAAGAUGUUGUGACUUACAAUGCUCUGCUGGAUGGAUUUGGUAAGCAGGGGAUGUAUGAUAAGGUUAAGGAACUGUUUGCAGAAAUGAAAAAGGAACAUCUCUCUCCUAACUUGUUAACUUACUCAACAUUAAUCAGUGUUUAUUCCAAAGGAGGUCUAUACAAAGAGGCAAUGGAGGUAUACAGGGAAUUCAAGCGACAUGGUCUGAAGGCUGAUGUCGUUUUCUACAGCAAACUGAUUGAUGCCCUGUGUAAGAAGGGGCUGGUGGAAUCAUCUGCAUUCUUGCUUGAUGAGAUGAUGAUGGAAGGCAUCCAACCUAAUGUUGUUACUUACAACUCAAUCAUUAAUGCCUUUGGUGUGUCAGAAAAUGUUGAUCUUUUAGAGUCUCAGAUAGAAUCCUCCAAAAAAAUGGUGAUUCAGCAUAUUCCCGACAGUGAGAUCGAAGACAAAGAGGACAAAAUAAUAGAAGUUUUUAAGCAGUUGGCUUGUGGAAAAUCAGGUCAUGAAAAGCGUGAUCAGAGGGGGCGAAAGGAUUUCCGAUGUGUUUUGGGCGUUUUCCGUAAGAUGCAUGAGAUGGAAAUAAAGCCCAAUGUCGUUACCUUCUCAGCAAUUCUUAAUGCUUGCAGCCGUUGUAAUUCAUUUGAAGAAGCUUCAUUGCUACUAGAGGAAUUGCGUCUCUUUGAUAAUCAAGUUUAUGGAGUGGCACAUGGGCUUCUCAUGGGUUACAAUGAGAAAACUUGGUCGCAAGCUCUAUUGCUUUUUGAUGAGGUGAAGCGAAUGGACUCUUCAACAGCCUCUGCUUUUUACAAUGCUUUGACUGACAUGCUAUGGCACUUUGGCCAGAAGAGAGGUGCUCAACUUGUGGUGCUCGAAGGAAAACGUCGAGAAGUAUGGGAAAAUACUUGGUCUGAGUCAUGCCUGGAUUUGCAUCUUAUGUCCUCUGGUGCAGCAAGGGCAAUGGUUCAUGCCUGGUUGCUGAAUAUCCGCUCUAUCGUUUAUGAAGGCCACGAGUUGCCAAAGCUGCUGAGCAUAUUGACGGGGUGGGGCAAGCACAGCAAAGUAGUGGGUGAUGGUGCACUUAAGCGCACGGUUGAAGCUCUGCUCCUCAGCAUAGGUGCGCCGUUUCGUGUUGCAAAGUGUAAUAUUGGGAGGUUUAUAUCAACUGGAGCCGUGGUGGCUGCUUGGUUGAGGGAAUCAGGCACACUAAAUGUGCUGGUUCUUCAGGAUGCCAGAACCCAUUCAGGCAGCAGAAGGUUUGACGUUGUCCCAAAUUUACAAGAGUUACCAUUGUAGUUAUUAAUGUAACUAUUAUGUAUCAUGUUACCAAGAUUUUUAUUGUGUAAUAAAUGUAAAUUUAAAGUAUUUUCUUUUGUCUUUGUCGAUUUCAA